This is a messenger RNA of Monomorium pharaonis (pharaoh ant), 5019 nucleotides long. It is a transcript of the gene Grd, whose product is annotated as gamma-aminobutyric acid receptor alpha-like. Gene Ontology annotation, molecular function: GABA-A receptor activity; extracellular ligand-gated monoatomic ion channel activity; neurotransmitter receptor activity. The transcript has 9 exons. Gene Ontology annotation, cellular component: membrane; synapse; neuron projection. Lineage: Eukaryota; Metazoa; Arthropoda; Insecta; Hymenoptera; Formicidae. The record is from RefSeq and is a predicted model, not a curated record. Gene Ontology annotation, biological process: monoatomic ion transmembrane transport; regulation of membrane potential; chemical synaptic transmission. The coding region runs from base 1066 to 2586 and encodes 506 amino acids.
AUAAAAUAUAUCAUAAAAUUUUACAAAAUUCUAUGUAUUGCAAUAUAUACAUAUUGCAUAUUUGAUUAUGAGAAAAUCAAAUCUCAUGGAAAGAUUCGCAGUAUAAUAUAAAUUUAAAAAGUAAUGGAAAAAAUUAAUUGAAUCUUCUAUGAGCAUUGACAUGAUUUCCAAGAAACGAUUUACUCAAUCAUAACAAUUUCUUUUUUUAUUAACAUGACGGAGGCAAUAAGGAUAGAAGCUGAAGUAAACCUGUAUUUAUAUAUAUUUGAAUAUUUGGUUUCGUAAAAUGUGAUUAAAAGUAAAACAAACAGAAAUGACGAACCGUUUUACAUAUCUAAUUAAUUUAAGAAUAACUUAACUUAAUAAAUAAAUUUCAAAGAACUCAAAAUAAAUUGCUGUUAAGAAUAUGCAUUGCGAACGCAUUUUCACUUAGUUAUAAGAGAGAUAUUUAUGACAAAAGGAAGAAAAGCGUAAGACCGUUUCUGCAAAAAACUUGCAUGAGUUUGCAUAUCCGUCUAAUUGCACGUAACACGAUAUACUCGUAUAUGAGAAGCAAAAAUAAAAAUAAAAUACAUCUAGCUAGCCUUUAAUUUUAUUUAAUGUGUGUUUGUUCAUAUCAUUAACUAUUACGUAAUAUCAUUGCGGAUUAUAACUGUCUUGUAUAAACUACAUAUCUAAAUCAUCUCAUUUAGAUUUUCUUUAGAAAGAGAUUCUUACAAAUAUUUCAUUUUAUUACAACCUUCAAAUAAUUAACUCAUUCUUUCUAAUAUAUAAUUUUUAUAGAUUAGAGACAAUGAGAAACGGCAAAAGUGAUUAAUGAUAGCACGACGAGUCAUUCAACUGUGAAAAGCUGCAGCGGUAUAAUGAGAGUAAGAAAAGAUGACUCUCUCGUAGAGAUUAGAUUUGAGUAGGGAACGAUAGCGCGGAGAUUUCUGUUCACGGACGAGAGAUUAAAGAUCUACGAGUGGCUUGCUUCUAGAGCGGAACAUUGAAUGGUCCUAUUAUUAAUCGAAUUGGUGAACGAUCUUUUACGUGAAGAAAACGGAUUCAGAAUAACAAAACAUCAUGAAGCCAGAAGUCCUGUUCAUCCUUGCCAACUUUAUUACCUCUACCUUUUUAGUGGUCGCAAUUGCAAAAGCUUCCGUCAGACAGCGGACGCAAAGCAACAAUCACACCAACAUUAGCGAUCUAUUAGAUAAUCUACUUCGAGGUUACGACAACAGCAUUAGACCUGACUUUGGCGGGCCACCGGCCACUGUUGAGGUUGAUAUUAUGGUACGCAGUAUGGGACCCAUUUCCGAGGUGGAUAUGACAUACUCAAUGGACUGUUACUUCCGGCAAUCGUGGGUUGAUAGACGUUUAGCAUUUCAAGGUGGUAAAGAAACGCUUGCUCUGAGUAUUUCUAUGUUGGCACGGAUAUGGAAACCCGACACGUACUUCUACAAUGGCAAGCACAGUUACUUGCAUACGAUCACCAGUCCGAAUAAAUUCGUUAGGCUUUAUCAAAAUGGCAGAGUACUUUACAGUUCUAGACUUACGAUCAAAGCAGGAUGUCCUAUGAAUCUCGAAAAUUUUCCAAUGGAUACACAGAGAUGUCCAUUGCAAUUUGGCAGCUUUGGCUAUACAACACGCGACGUAAUUUACAAGUGGAACAGCGCAAGGCAAGUUGCUAUAGCGGAGGACAUGAAGCUGUCGCAAUUUGAUCUGGUCGCUAAUCCUACCGCAAAUCAUUCGAGUGUACCGGGUUUUUCGCAUGCUGAAUACUCAAUGCUCCUAGUAUACUUUCACUUACAAAGACACAUGGGUAACUUUUUAAUACAAGUAUACGGUCCUUGCAUCCUACUGGUCGUCUUAUCUUGGGUCUCAUUUUGGUUGAACAGAGAAGCUACUGCCGAUAGAGUGUCAUUAGGCAUAACAACUGUAUUAACAAUGACAUUCUUAGGACUCGAAGCGAGAACCGACCUGCCUAAAGUUUCUUACCCUACUGCUCUGGAUUUUUUCGUUUUUCUGUCGUUCGCGUUCAUCUUUGCCACUAUAAUACAAUUCGCAGUGGUGCAUUAUUUCACCAAGUACGGAUCAGGAGAGUGUUACUUUAGCUCUGAUCUAAGCGACACUGAAAGUUCGAGUGAAGAGGAAAAUAUAACUAGAAGACUAAUUAAAAAUCAACCGGCUGGUCGGAAGAGUUCCACAAGUUCUAGUGCGCGAGGAUGUAGCAAUCGUAACUUGGCGAUAAAUGGUGACAGUAUGAUCGAAGUGAUACCAUUGUCAGCGAUCUCGAUAUCUGAUAGAGAUCCAAUAGUGACUGGACACUGGCAAGUAUCCUGUGUAACUUGUAGCCCAUCGCCGCGACAAAUGCCAUCGCCCGCGUCGCCGCUGCCGCCACCGCUCUCCAGGCGUAUAACGUCGUCCACAUCCAAAAAACGUCCACGACGUCGGCGAACACCUAGAUACAAUUCAGUAUCGAAGAUUGAUCGUGUCAGUCGUGUAAUGUUUCCCCUCUUUUUCCUGACCAUCAAUCUCUUUUAUUGGUACGCGUAUCUCUCGCGCAGCGAACGAAUCCACUAUUACAACUCUAACGCCGCGUAAUAGUCUCUCUUUCCUCAAACAAAAUUGUAAAGAUUACAAAAUAUAUUGCCAACUAAAACAGUCAAGAAUUUAUAAACAUAAUUUUCCGCUAACAUGGCAAAAGGACAAAUCUUAAUGUAAAUUUACUUGUAAAAUUAUGAGUACCUAAUUUUUAUCUCAAUCAUUGUCAGAUCAAAAAUGAUAAGAUUUUAUUGGGGGAAAAAUUAAAAUUUGAAAGGAUAAAAGAUUUCGGAUAAAGGGCAGAAGUUUAUUGAUAAUAAAUGGUAAGUAGAAAAUUAUACUUGUCAUGGACGUCCAUUUCAAAACCCUAAUAGUUAAAUCUUUUGAUGUCAUAUUGCCAACACUAAUUAAAACUAAUUCGAAACACAGAUAUUUCUUACUUCUAUCACAAAAUGAGACAACAUUAUAUCUGUUAAAUUGAAUUCGUUCACAAAUUCUAUUUUUAAUCAUGGCAAACUGAUAGCAAUAUAUCAAUAUAAAUUUGCUAUCAAUCAUUCGUUGCUAUCAUGUUAUAUCGCAAACAAUAUAAUAUGCUAGUAUUGCUGACCGUUUUGUUUAAACUUUUGUUUCCAGCGAAAUUUGAAAUAAAAUCAAUACUGUCAAAAGUCUCUUCGUCUAGGGACUCUGAUAAUACUGAAUGCAUUCCAUUUAACGCUCGCAAGAACCGCGGAAUCAUUUCAUGUUUUAAACAGAGAUAAGUGACGCUCGCGAAUGUUGUGAGCGUUAAAUGGAGCGCAUCUAAUAUCUAUAUAUAUUCCAUAAAAAAUAAGAUAAUGUUAACAUCCAAUAUUUUAUCGAUCAAAAAUUCAUUUAUGUAUUCUUAUAAUUAAAUUCACGUAAAGCAGUCUUUAAAGGUACGCAAAAAUUUAUCAAAGGAAAGUAUAUCACGGCAGGAGAUAAGUAUCGGGGAAAUUGCGCCGCGCGUACAAUUAAAUGAUAUUGAAAAAUUAUUGCGAUUAUCAGAAAUACAGAAUUUGCGAGUAGAUUUACUGAUAAAAGAACCGCUGACUAAUUAGUGCCGCAACACGUGAUUAUGUCGUUCCGCUAUUCCCAGCAUACUUUCCGUAACUUCCUCACCUAGUAUACUUUUCUAAUACCUUGGAUAAAAUUUUAUGCAAAUUUGAGGUGUAAGAAAAUCAGUGCGUUAAUACGUGACUCAUGCCACUCUUGCCAUUCCUAGCGUACUUCCGGUAACUUCCUCGCCUAGUAUGCUUUUCAGAUACUUCGAAUGAAAUUUUACGCAAGAGGCGAUAGGCGCUAGCUUAAAAUCAGCAUAAAUCAGCACGCCAACACAAGACGACGUGACUCAUGUCGCUCCCAGCAUACAUGCAGUAAUCUCUUUGCCUAGUAUACUUUUCGAAUAUCUCUUCACAAUUUCGAAAGGUAGAGAAUUACGAGAAUUACGAGAACCAAUUCUCACAAUUUCAAGAGGCACGAAACCUAAUUUUUGCUUACCUUGUAUUAUCUUCAAAUAACUUUUACGGUAUUUCAAGCGCUUGAGAGGCGCAUAAUUAAAUUCUCGUUAUAUUUAAUCAUUAAUUAAUUAGAUUAAAUUGUAAUAUAUAAUUUAAAAAAUCUUUUCAAAAAUUAAUUUUUCUUCAUCGCGCAUUCGAGAAACUGUUCUCUUAAUCUGUAAAACCAUAUAUUUUAAAAAUGUAAUCUAUGUUGCUGAACUCGAAAUAUGUUUUAUUUUGAUGUUAACAAAUGUAUAGCAAAUAACACCACAUGCACAUGCAAUCCUUAGAAUGCUAUAUCACGCUAAAAGUUAUCUUGGAAACGAGUGUGUGAAAAUAACGAUUAAGAAAUAUUAAUUUAAAAUAUAUCGUAAAAGCAAAAUUUUUUUUUUAAAUAAACCUAACAAAUAAGCAAAACAAAGCACUCAAAAAUUAAAUAAAAGAAAAGUUAUUUUAAUGUUUUAAUAUGAUUUGCUUAUGUUCUCAAUCUCUUGCUCUGCCUUAAGAAAUUAUCAAAGUAGUAAAAGCAAUUAAAUUUCUUCAUUAUAAUAGUGUUUUAAAUACACAUUGUUUUAAAUACAAAUACAUGAAAUUUAAAAUAAUUCCUUAUAAAAUACCACGUGUUAUUAAAACUAAAAUUUGUCAUAGUCCCAGAUGAUUAUAAAAUCUCUAAAUUAGUGAAAAUUAUUAACAUUGCAAAAAAAUUAAAAUGUCAAAAAUUUAAACUAGAGCUCUUGUUAUAUCUAUUUUUUGCUGUCAGAUAGAAGCAUUUAAUUAUUCAGAAUUUAAACAAAUAAUUGUAGAUUGUGUCAAUAUCUUGCGAAGCAAUUAGGAUUCAUCAAUAAUAAAACCAUCUAACAAAAAUUUCAGUUUGCAUUAUUAACAUACGUUACAGACAUAAUUGUUAUCAAAUGUACAUGCAAAAUUAUCUACAAACAAAUACCUCGAGAUUAAUAGAUACACGUUUUUCUUAUUAAAA